AGAAUUGAAGAACCGAAAGUCAUUCAUCUUCUUCUUUGUGAACAUCUGUGAUUGUUGUUAUUGCUAGUUCACGGCCGCCAGCCACCCGCCCGCCCCCAGCCAUUGGUGCUGCCGCUAAGCUCUUCUUUUUACCCAGCUAUUGACGCGCGAUGCGAUUUCAUCCGAUUUUAAGCGAUUUAACGAGUCCAACACGAUUUUACUGUGAUUUCAAUUUUAAGUGCGAGUUAACUCGAAAUCAAUACUUGUGAUCGGAAAUUCGUGCGAUUGUACGAGUUAAAUAGCGAGUUUGACAACCAUGUCUCUGUCUAUGAAACCCUAAUUCUUAAAUCUCUGAAGAAAUUCACUCAAUUCUCUAAAUUUUGAAGGAAAAAAGAAACCUGCGGAAGCUUUCACAAGCAUGGGAAAGAGGGGAGGGAGCCGAAGAACAACGAAUAAGACACCACUGUCUCAAAACCCAAUUUCUCUUAGGGAAGAAGUGAGUGGGAAGAAGCAAACCAAUGUGAAGUCUAAAUUGAAGCACGAGCACCUGCAAAAUCUAGCGGUUUGGGCAAGUUCUGAACCUUCAAUCCCUUCUUUGGCGGCAUUCUUUGGCCACAGAUUAGCCGCUGAUGGCGAGAUCUCCGGUAUCUCCCCCGACCCUUCUCUACUUCCUUGUCAGAGAUGUGAGACAAUCCUUAGGCCUGGCUUUAACUGUACAGUUCGUAUUGAAAAGAAUGGAGCAAAAGCACGACAUAGACGUAAGAAACCUCAUGGUUUGACACAAAAUAAUGUGGUUUUUAAGUGCCACUUCUGCUCACAUAGGAAUCUGAAGAAAGGGACUCCAAAAGGCCAUAUGAAAGGCAUCUGCCCUCCUAAGCUAAAGACACCUUCAAUCUCCGAGGCUGUUAAGUCUGUCGGCUGGGACCAAGACACAAGUGAAGAUAAAGAUAAAUCUUGUAAUGUUGAGGUGAUACCUUUGCCAGCAAUAGCAGAGGAGGCUCCACCUGUGGAUAAUCCAACCACUCCUUUGUUUAAGAUAGGAAGAACUUUGUUGGAUGGGAGCAAGAGAAAGAGGAAUAAAUCGGGAUCUAAAAGAUCAGCUGAAUGCGAUGGCAAUUCUACCACAAUAGAUGCAGAAAAAACUGUUAGUGCAUCAAGCAAAAGGAGGAGAAAAUCUUGGAUGAGCCUCAAGGAAAUUGCUGAAAGUAAUGAGAAGAGUAACAGGAGGAACGUUAUAUCAAUCCCUUUCUUUUGUGAGGGGUAGAAAAAAUUUUUUUUUUAAGUCAUAUGUAAGUUUAUUCUAACACUAUUAUUAUUUUUUAUCUUUAUUAUCAAAAGAUAUUUUAUGAAUAAAACAUUUUCCUAAGUGAACUUGCAGCACUAGUUGCAUUGGAUAUGAAACAAGUUUAGCAAGGCUAAGAUCUUGGUUUUAUUCUUGGUAAAAUCAAUCUCCCUUCCCUCAAAUUCUCUCAUGUUCAAAGAAAAAAAAAAAUUGCCCAAGUUGGUUGCGUAAAGAUUACCAACGCAGUAUGCAUGGUACAGAUUUUCCGUGGAAGAGUUUGUUAUGUGGAAGACAAAGAGAUACAAAGUUAGUGUUGGGAUUUGAACUACUGUUUAAAAGCAUCUGGUUUGGACAGCUUUAUGUCAAGCUAAUAGAUUGACGGAGCCCAC
Rubroshorea leprosula is the source of this 1650-nucleotide messenger RNA. The record is from the annotation of a GenBank genome assembly. Lineage: Eukaryota; Viridiplantae; Streptophyta; Magnoliopsida; Malvales; Dipterocarpaceae.